Molecule: messenger RNA, 1917 nt
Organism: Argentina anserina (silverweed cinquefoil)
Lineage: Eukaryota; Viridiplantae; Streptophyta; Magnoliopsida; Rosales; Rosaceae
Exons: 4
Coding region: 1358-1894 (178 amino acids)
Source: RefSeq, a predicted model, not a curated record
UGAAAAAGCAACUCAAGAACCCUGCAGAAGAGAAGAAACUCCUACAGAAAGGAGCUCAACCAUGCCGUCGGCGCCAUCGAAUCCUCGUCCUCAGCCACCACAACCGAAAAAGGACCCCCUCUACGACUGCGGAGGUUGUGGGGAGGAAGUCCCUUUGAGGCCUGGGGAUAAAGUUGAAUGCCCCUAUUGCAACUACCCAGUUCUAUUCAAGCAGCGUACUCGUCGCAUUGUGGAGUUUCAGGCACGUUUAACAAGAGAAGUUUCAUGAUGUAUGAGCGUGGAAUUGAAUAUAACAUGGGAUCUAAUGUAUAGAAAACAAUUGUGGCUGCUUCUGCUUGGCUUAUUUGUUUUCAGAUUGUUCCAAUGUCUCUGUUUUCUUUUGAAGCAUGUGAUUAUGUGACAGUUUGACCUUAUUGGUUUCAUGGAGCUAAUCAGCAGAUUUGCAGCAUGGCCGGUCUUAUCUCUUUUACCUAAAGCAUGGUGUGUAGCAGUUAGGCAGAUUUGUCCGUAGCAGUUAGCAUAGCAGUUAGCAAUUGUGUAUAAUUGUGGUGUUGGUUUGUGUUUAAAUAGCUUUGUAACACUUCACUCAUUUUCAUCAAUACAAUCAGAAAGAGAGAAAAUUGCUCCAAACCACUGUGUUGAUGUUUUUGUUUUUCUACAUGGUAUCGAAGCAGGAUCAUUAGGUCCUGCUUCUGUGUUCUUCUCUAGUUGAAAUUACUCUUGUCGUUGCUUUGGUUUAUUCUUAACCUGCUGAGAUGGCAGAGGAAGCUUCCUCUAAUGUCAAUCCAUUUGGAUCUGUGACAAAUUCUGUGUCCAGUCCUGGAGAGACAGACAUGAACUCAAAUCUUCGUUUGAGUUCAGUUCUUUUGAAUGAGUUUAAUUAUCUUCCGUGGUCUAGAGCUGUAACCUUGGCUUUAGGAGGGAGACAGAAGUUGGAGUUUAUUGAUGGCACGACUGAAGCUCCAGAAGUUGGUGCUCCCAACUAUCUACAUGGCUCAGCAAAGAUCAACUGGUUAGAGCCUGCAUCCUUAACUCUAUGGAGCCUAAGCUUGCAGAUAUUUUUCAGUAUUCUGCAUCUGCUUAUCUCAUGUGGAAAGAGAUAGAAGAUAUGUUUGGAAAUUUGAAUAAUGUCACUCGUGUGUUUCAACUGAAGAAGGAAGUUGCAAAUCUUGAGCAGGAAGGUAUGUCUUUUGUGCAAUAUCUUGGUAAUUUGACAAGAAUGUGGAAUGAGCUUGAUCUAUAUAGACCACAAACUUCUGAUCUUGCCAUUUUACGAAAGAGAGCUGAGGAAGACAAGAUCUUUUAGCUCCUUGCUAACCUCAGUUCUGAUUAUGAAGAUCUGAGGAGCCAUAUCCUCAUGAAUGCUGAACUUCCAUCCUACAGAACUAUUUGCAACAUUGUCCAGCAAGAGGAAACAAGGAGGAAGGUGAUGAAUUUGGAGGUUAAGUCUAUUACUGCAGAAUCCAGUGCUUAUGUCUCUAAAUACAAACAGGAGAGCUACAAAGGGAAGAAGGCUGAUGUUAAAUGCAGUCACUGUGGAGGUUCUCAUAUGAGAGAUAAGUGUUGGAUCUUGAUUCCCGAGCUCAAAGUCAAGUUUUUGAAAGAUAAGGAGAAGGAGUGGAACAAUAGUGGUCACAAGGCUAAUGUGACUAAUGUUUCAUCUUCAGCUUCUACUAGCUCAGGUAGCAGCAUUGACUUCACCAACAAUCCUUGUGCUCUUAUCAAAGACUUUGCAGUCUAUUUACAUAAGCAGAAGAAUGAUGAGGAUUCGGUUGUGAAGAACAUGAAUCACACUACCUUGUUAAGUAAGUUUGCUGGGUUUCUUGCAGAAGCUGAACAUAUGAAUAAGGAUGAUAUCUCAGACAAGUUGUGUGGGAACCCCUCAACAAAAUGAAAUUGCUGAGAGGAAGAAUCGAG